AUGUUUGCGCGUCGUUGUGCCCGUCUCGCUACCUCCAGGACAGCUGUCCCAUUGACAUCUUUCUUAGCUCGGGCACGUCCCUACUCCACCGGACCUAGCUAUGAGCACAUCCUUACCUCAACCCCGAAGCCCGGCGUCGGCAUGAUUACCCUCAAUCGACCAAAGGCCCUAAAUGCGCUCUGCAGCCCGCUUAUGACAGAGUUGAAUGAUGCAUUGAGCAAGUACGACGCCGACAAGGAUGUUGGCGCUAUUAUCAUUACUGGCAGCGAGAAGGCUUUCGCAGCUGGAGCCGACAUCAAAGAAAUGGCCCCCCUCACCUUCGCAGAGGCCUACAAUACCAACUUCAUCGCACCCUGGUCCCACCUAGCAACCAACAUCCGCAAACCCGUCAUCGCCGCAGUAUCAGGCUACGCGCUCGGCGGCGGCUGCGAACUCGCACUCAUGUGCGACAUAAUCUACUGCAGCAGCACCGCCACAUUUGGACAGCCGGAAAUCAAGCUUGGGAUUAUUCCUGGCGCGGGUGGAUCGCAGCGUCUGACUGCGGCGGUUGGAAAAAGUAAGGCCAUGGAGCUGAUUCUUACGGGAAAGAACUUCAGUGGGAAGGAGGCCGGUGCGUGGGGUGUUGCAGCGGAGGUUGUGGAGGGUGGACAUCAGGAGUUGCUUGAUGUUGCGCUGAAGACUGCUGAGAAGAUUGCGGGCAAUAGUCGGGUUGCUACUCUUGCGGCGAAGGAGGUUGUUAAUAAGAGUCAGGAACUUUCUUUGAAAGAGGGUGUUGAGUAUGAAAGGAGAUUGUUCCAUGGGUUAUUUGGGAGCAAGGAUCAGAAGAUUGGAAUGACCGCUUUCGCUGAGAAGAAGAAGCCUGACUGGUCGCAUGAAUAA
This is a messenger RNA of Penicillium odoratum, 879 nucleotides long. It is a transcript of the gene echA, whose product is annotated as enoyl-CoA hydratase echA. NCBI's taxonomy places the organism in Eukaryota, Fungi, Ascomycota, Eurotiomycetes, Eurotiales, Aspergillaceae. The transcript has 4 exons. The coding region runs from base 1 to 879 and encodes 292 amino acids. Gene Ontology annotation, cellular component: mitochondrion. The record is from RefSeq and is a predicted model, not a curated record. Gene Ontology annotation, biological process: fatty acid beta-oxidation. Gene Ontology annotation, molecular function: enoyl-CoA hydratase activity.